AUGGUCUCCAAAGUAGAACUGAUUCUGGUGAUCAUCACCACCGCCGCCGUCAUCACCGGCGCACUGGGAUACUCGAUUCACGCGGAAAAGACUCAUUCAUCCUCAUCCCACUCCUCCUCCUCUCACACCGGUCGCAUCCUGAAGAAGCAGCUCUCCGAUGAGGACCACUUCAAGGACCUCGACCACGACGGCGUGGCCGAGGCGCACAACCGCGACUUCGACCACGAGGCCUUCCUCGGCUCGGCCGACGAGGCGGACGAGUUCGACGCCCUCUCGCCGGAGGAGAGCAAGCGCCGCCUGGGCGCCAUCGUCGCCCGCAUCGACGCCGACGCCGACGGGAACGUCACCGAGGCGGAGCUGAAGGCGUGGAUCACCGCCGCCCAGCGGCGCUACCUCCUCGAGGACGUCGACCGGCAGUGGGAGGCGAACACCGACCGCGACCCCGCCGUCACCGCCAUCAGCUGGAGCAGCUUUCGAAAUCGAACCUACGGCUUUCUGGAUGAGAUCGCCGGAAGUCGCGCCCCCGACGACCUGAAGACCUACACUGAGAUGCUCAAACGCGACGAGCGGCGCUGGGCGCAGGCGGACGUGGACGGCGAUGGCGCCCUGAACCGCGCCGAGUUCACUCUCUUCCUCCACCCCGAGGAGGACGGCCGCAUGCACUCGGUGGUGGUGGAGGAGACGCUGGAGGACGUCGACCGCGACGGCGACGGCCGCAUCAGCGAACACGAGUACAUCGCCGACAUGUACGCCCCCGAGGACGAGCACUCGCAGUACGUGCCCGAGUGGGUGGCCCGCGAGCGGGAGCAGUUUCGGACGUACCGCGACCAGGACGGCGACGGCUACCUCGACCGGGGGGAGAUCCGCCAGUGGAUCGUCCCCACGGACUACGACCACGCCGGCGCGGAGGCGAAGCACCUCCUGCAGGAGGCAGAUGGCAAUGGCGACGGCCUCCUAUCGAAGGAGGAGAUCCUCGCCAACUACGACGUCUUCGUUGGGAGU
Messenger RNA from Rhagoletis zephyria (snowberry fruit fly), 1002 nucleotides. The record is from RefSeq and is a predicted model, not a curated record. Lineage: Eukaryota; Metazoa; Arthropoda; Insecta; Diptera; Tephritidae.